CGAUGUAACAUGAACGAUUCAUACAGAGAAAGGAAGUAGUGAGCUAGGUUACUAGCCGUGUCUAUCGGCGGAACCGUAAAGUUUGAAAUGGGAUACGGUUUUCAAUUGCUUAAUUGAUUUUUAUAUAUAACCCGCGAUAGACACAACAUUUCUUGUAUUGAAAUAUAAGAUUAAUAUGAUUUCAGACAAGGACUUUGUCUGGAAAACUUUGCGGUAACGUCUUUGGCUAGCUAGCUAGCCGCCUCGAUAGUGAGAGAAAGGGAACUUUGAGAUUUCUCUUUCAAAGUUUACGACUUUGCUACGAAUUGGAUUACGUUAUUCGAUUAAAAAAACACCAGAACCAGGUUUUAGAUGGUGAGUGCAGAGGCAGUGCGGUAUGCUGAAGCGUGCCUCCCUGUGUCAGAAUGAGUGUCACGGAUGGCGAGGGGACAGCUAGCCAAGACGGGAGGACCUACGUUCUCCAGAUCUACCCGCGGCUCUCCCUGGAGACGGAGUCAUGCUGCACCCUGCGCGUCUCCAAGGACGCCACGGCGGCGGCCGUCAUCCAGGACGCGGCGGGCGUCCUGGGCCUGGACUGCUCCCUGCGCUACGCGCUGGCGGAGGUGAAGGAGUGCGGCGGGGAGGAGUGGGUCCUGGAGGCCAGCGACCUCCCCGUGCAGAGGGUCCUGCUGUGGCCCCGGCGGGCCCAGGACAGCCACCCGCAGAGCGAGGGCUUCUACUUCCUGCUGCAGGAGCGCAACCAUGACGGCUCCAUCCGCUACGUCCACCUGCCCGCCCUGCGGCGGGAGAGGGAGAACCGGCGGCUGCAGGCCCGCGGCUUCCUGCCGCCGCGCCAGGAGGACUUUGACGACCUGUGCAACCUCCCCGCCCUGACCGAGGCCAGCAUCCUGACCAACCUGCGCUCGCGCUUCCACAAGCAGAAGAUCUACACCUACGCCGGGAGCAUCCUCAUCGCCAUCAACCCCUUCAAGUUCCUGCCCAUCUACAACCCCAAGUACGUCAAGAUGUACGAGAACCACCAGCUGGGCAAGCUGGAGCCGCACAUCUUCGCCAUCGCCGACGUGGCGUACUACGCCAUGCUGCGCGAGCGCGUCAACCAGUGCAUCGUCAUCUCCGGGGAGAGCGGCUCCGGCAAGACGCAGAGCACCAACUUCCUCAUCCACUGCCUGACGGCGCUCAGCCAGAAGGGCUUCGCCAGCGGGGUGGAGAGAACCAUCCUGGGGGCGGGGCCAGUGCUCGAGGCAUUUGGCAACGCGAAGACCGCCCACAACAACAACUCCAGCCGAUUCGGGAAGUUCAUCCAAGUCAAUUAUCUGGAGGGCGGGGCUGUCCGGGGGGCGGUUGUGGAAAAGUACCUUCUGGAGAAGUCUCGGCUGGUCUCCAGAGAGAAGAACGAAAGGAACUACCACGUGUUCUACUACCUGCUGGUGGGGGCAUCGGAGGAGGAACGCAAGGAGUUCAAACUUCUACAGCCUGAAGACUACCUCUACCUCAAGCAGCAAAACUUUAAGAUUGAAGAUGAAGAGGAUCUGCGCCACGACUUUGAGAGGCUGCAGCAGGCCAUGGAGAUGGUGGGCUUCCUCCCCGCCACUAAGAAACAGAUUUUCUCAGUACUGUCCGCCAUCCUGUACCUGGGCAACGUGACGUACAGGCGCAAGUCGACGGGGCGGGACGAGGGGCUGGACGUGGGGCCCCCGGAGGUCCUGGCCACCCUGUCCGAUCUGCUCAAGGUUAAAGAGGAGCUGUUGGUGGAGGCGCUCACAAAAAGGAAAACGGUGACGGUCAACGACAAGCUCAUCCUGCCCUACAGCCAGAGCGAGGCCGUCACCGCCAGGGACUCCAUGGCCAAGUCGCUGUACAGCGCCCUGUUCGACUGGAUCGUCCUGCGCAUCAACCACGCGCUGCUCAACAAGAAGGACAUGGAGGAGUCCGUUACGUGCUUGUCCAUUGGUGUGCUGGACAUAUUCGGGUUUGAGGACUUUGAGACCAACAGCUUCGAGCAGUUCUGCAUUAACUACGCCAACGAGCAGCUUCAGUAUUACUUCAACCAGCACAUCUUCAAGCUGGAGCAGGAGGAGUACCAGGCUGAGGGCAUCACCUGGCACAACAUCGACUACACGGACAACGUGGGCUGCAUCCAUCUGAUCAGCAAGAAGCCCACGGGCCUCUUCUACCUGCUGGAUGAGGAGAGCAACUUCCCUCAUGCCACUGACCAAACCCUGCUGGCCAAGUUCAAGCAGCAGCAUCAGGGGAACAAGUACUUCGUCCCCACGCCCGUGAUGGAGCCGGCCUUCGUCAUCCGGCACUUUGCUGGCAUGGUCAAGUACCAGAUCAAGGACUUCCGGGAGAAGAACACGGACCACAUGCGGUCGGACAUCGUGGCCCUGCUGCGCAGCAGCGACCGGGCCUACGUGCGCCAGCUGAUCGGGAUGGACCCGGUCGCCAUGUUCCGCUGGGGCAUCCUCCGGGCCACCAUCCGCGGCAUGGCCGCCUUCAACGAGGCGGGGCGCCGCUGGGCCGCCAAGACCGCAGGUGUGGUACGGCCCAGUUGUCGGACCCCGCUGGGGGAGCUGCAGAGGUCCAACACCCCCGUGGAGAGGAUGUACCGCCGCGCCUCUUUGCUCGAUUUCUCCUUUGAUCAUUCUGAGGAGCGCCCUCUAGAGGCCUUCGAAGACAUCUUUGCUAGCUAUGAGAGUAAGAAGGACAUGCAUGCCCAAAUCAUCAGCUCCAUAAAGGACUUGCAGUUGGACGGCGAAGACCCUCGCAAGUUACUGCAGUCCUGGGGUCGCCUGCGGUUCCCUCGCCACGUCCUUCAGAAAAAUAAGAACGCCAGGCAGAAGCAGCUCAUUCCCAAGAGCCUUAUCGAUUCCCGCUCCCUCAAGUUCAUAGUGGGCCUCACCUUACACGACCGCACCACCAAGUCUCUGCUCCACCUGCACAAGAAGAAGAAGCCCCCCAGCAUUAGUGCCCAGUUCCAGACGUCCCUCAGUAAGCUGAUGGAGACUCUAGGCAAGGCAGAGCCCUUCUUCAUCCGCUGCAUUCGCUCCAAUGCUGAGAAGAUGGAGAUGAACUUCGAUGAGGCUCUGGUGCUUCAGCAGCUGCGGUACACGGGUAUGCUGGAGACGGUGCGAAUCAGGAGGUCCGGUUACGGCGCCAAGUACACCUUUCAGGAAUUCAUCGAGCAGUACCGGGUGCUGCUCCCGAACCGGGCGGAGCCAUCUCAGGAAGACAUCUCCGCCCUUCUGCAGAGGCUCCUCCCGGACAACACCACCUACCAGAUCGGCAAGACCAAGGUGUUCCUGAAGGAGCCGGAGCGGCAGGUGCUCAAGGACACGCGGCACAAAGAAAUCAUGCACAAGAUCGUCUUCCUGCAGCGCUGGUUCCGCGCCAAAUUGGAGAGGAGGCAGUUCCAGCACAUGAGGGAGGCGGCCGUCCUCAUCCAGAGGGCCUGGCGCAGGUUCCGGGCGGCCAGCCGCCACAGGGCCGCCGUCAUAAUCCAGGCGGCCUGGCGGGGCUCCCAGCAGCGGUCCGAGUACCUCCGGCAGCGAGCCAGCGUCCGGAAGGUGCAGGCGCUGGCGAGGGGACAUUCGGCACGGCGAAGGUGCCAGUCCCUGCGGGAAGAGAAGAGGAGGGUCGAAGAGGAAGAAGCCAGGAAGAGGGCCGAGGAGGAGGAAGAGGCGGCCAGACGGGCGAGACAGGCAGAGCAGGAGGCCGCAGAGAGAAAGGCGAGGCAGGAGGAAGAGGCGCGGCAGAAAGAGGCACAAGCAAAAUCUGUGGAGGCAAGAACAGAGGAGGAGGAAGAGGAAGAGCCGGCCUCUUCGAAGUUUGCUGCCGAGGAGGAGAGAGAGGCCGCAGGGAAGGAACCCAGCCAGGCAGAAGCUGCAUCUCCCCAGCCUGAGGAAGAGGAGGAGGAGGAGGAGGAGGAGGAAGAGGAGGAGGAGGAGGUGGAAUCUCCUGAUGUCCUUAAGCCAGCGGGGAGGAAGACGGCACCAAUUGCUGUCCCAGAGCCUGAAGAGGAAGAGGAGGAGGAGGCGGAGCCUGCUGCCACCCCCACACCGGGGAAGGAGAGCAAGAAGGCGGAGCCUGGCGCCGUCCCCGCCCCUCAGUCGCAGGAGAAGAGGCGCAGAACCCCGCAGCCCCACAAGAGCGCCACCUCCAGGAGCCAGGAGAAGCGGGAGAUGAGGAGGCAGCGUGGCCUGGAGCACAGCCAGCGUGAGAGCCAGCGUGUCGCUUCCACCAAUCAGGAGGACCCUGUCGCAAAGGUCAAAGGUCAGGAGGGCAGGCCGAAGGAGCGCUCGGACAGCAAGGAGCUGGACCAGUACAAAUUUGUAGCCUGGAAGAAGAAGGAGGCCAAGCCCGCCUCCCCUGCCCCGAGCCGCCCCUCCUCCCUCCCCCUGGCCACCACCACCAGGCCCGAGAGGAACGGCCACGGGGAGUCCUCCAGCCCCCCCUCCAUGGGCUCUCUGCACCGCUACCGGCAGACUGCCAUGAAGGAGAAGGGCGAGAAGUGGAAGGAGAAGAGGACCGAGCCGGAACAUGUGGACACCCCCGAUCCGAGGAAUGCCGUGGACAGGACUUUACAGCUUCGCGGAAUCUCAAUGUCCCUGGAUAACGUGUCCAAGCUGAACUCUUCUGGAUCUGACAGCUCCGGUGCCUCUCCAUCAAACAGAGAGGUUCAGUCCCCAACAGAGAUCAGCCCUGACGGGGCAAAGUUCAGCUCGCUGAAGCGGAGGCCCAACGACAGCCCGGGUCACCAGGACUCCGCCCCUCCACAGCCGUCCACCCCGGAGAGAUCGGGGUUCCUGAGGAAGAUCCUGAAGAAGCGUCCGCACAAAGAGGCACAGACGCCGGACGACGGAGACCUCACCCUGGCACAGAGCCUCGCUGAGAGAGGAGCAGAGGAGCCCUCGGGCAGCCGAGUCCACCGAAACCGCACCAUCAAGAUCAGCCGCGCCACGCGCGUCUCCGAGCAGUGGAACGCCUCGCUGGACCGCCAGAUCACCAACGACAACGAGCUGCGCCACCUGGACGAGUUCCUGGGGAAUCAGGUGAAUGAUCUGCGCUCACGGGGAAAGCAGCUGUCGGCGACGGAGCAGAUGUUCAUCACGGCCACCAUGCAGUUCAGGCAGGUCAUCAAGACCAUGUACUCGCUCUCGAAGCCACAGAUUGGCUACAAAGGGCUGAUGACUGGCUAUGAGAACAAGGUGGCCAUCCUGGCUGGGGAUAAGCCCAAUGCUGAGAAACAGCUGGUGGUGAAUCUCUUCCAGUCCGUUCUGGACGGCUUCAUUCGCGGGGAGAUCAAGAAGGAGGAGGCGGAGCCAGCUAAGCCUGCAAAAGCGCGAAAGAAAAGGCGGAAGAAGGACAAGAGCCUGGAGAACCCUCUGGACCACAUGUUCAACACGUACCAGGUGAACAUCGUGCAGUCCUGUGACCAGUGCAGCUCCUACAUCUGGGGCAUGGAGAAGGCCUGCAUGUGCAGCUCUUGUAAAAUGGUGUGCCACAGGAAGUGCCUCUCUAAAAUCACAACAGACUGCUCCACCUAUUGCGCCAAGAAGUACGAGGAAGAGUCCGGCUCCCAGCACUUUGGGGUUCACGUCUGCCUGCUGAUCAGCGAUAAGAACCCCAUCCCCAUCGUCUUGGAGAUGAUGCUGGAGCACGUGGAGAUGAACGGCCUGUACACGGAGGGCAUCUACCGCAAGUCUGGCUCUGCCAAUCGCAUGAAGGAGCUGCACCAGCUGCUGGAGUGCAACCCCCACGUGGUGUGUCUGGAGGACUACCCCAUCCACACGGUGACCGGCCUGGUCAAACAGUGGCUGCGGGAGCUGCCCGACCCCCUCAUGACCUUCACCCACUACAGCGACUUCCUGCACGCCGUGGAACUGCCUGAGAAGCAAGAACAGCUCCACGCCAUCUACAAAGUGCUGGAUCAGCUUCCUAGUGGCAACUUCACCACUCUGGAAAGACUCAUCUUCCAUCUUGUCAGAGUGGCUAAGGAGGAGGAGCACAACCGCAUGUCCCCCAACUCCCUGGCCAUCGUCUUCGCCCCCUGCAUCCUCCGCUGCCCCGACACUGCCGACCCCCUCAUGAGCAUGAAGGACGUGGCCAAGACCACCACGUGUCUGGAGAUGCUGAUCGUGGAGCAGACCAGGCGAUACAAUGAGAAGAUGGAGGAGAUCGAGCAGCUGGAGUACGCACAGGCCCUGGCUGUCAAUCAGCUGAAGCUGAAGAGGCAGAACACGUACUGGCCUUUACCACUCAGGUUUUCUCCUUGCAAAGGAGCGGUGAUCCACGAGAAGACGAGAUGCUCUGAUCUGAGCGUGGUCCCCGAGAACGAGCCGGCGGACUCGGACACCGAGGGGGAGAGGACCCUCAUGGAGCGCAUCAAGUCCAUCAAGCAGGAGAAGGAGGACUUGGCCUACCGGCUGCCUGAGCUGGAACAGCCCGGUUCCGACCAGGAGAACCUGGACUCGGAGGCCUCCGUGAGCUCCGAGAGCCUGCUGGAGGACCGGCCGGUCAGCUCGGACGCCGAAGGGAAGAUGACCGCGGCCCAGAGGAAGCCUCGGCCGGCCGGCCUCCCCAAACCCGCCGAGCCGGACCCCCCGGCGGCCGCGCAGCCCGUCGCCCGGCAACAGCUGCAGCGCCGCCUCCCCAUCAUCCCUAGCACCAUCAGGCUGCCCCACGGGGUCCGCACCCUCCCGUCAGUGCAGGCUCUGCCCCUGCGUGCCGCCCGCUCCUUCUCCCUGGUGAAGAGGCGAGACCAGCCGGCACGCCGCAAAGACAGCAUCCAAUCCCUGUACAUCGUCCCCGGCCAGGAGGCCUACCCCUCUCCCCCCGCCGCCUGCUCCUCCUCCUCCCCCCCCGCGUCCAGCGACUGGCAGCUCGCCAAAGUCACCCGCCGCUUCUCGGACCCCGACAUCCCGUACAUCGAUGACGAGGCCUAGCCGGAGACUGAGCGUGCUCGGGAGCGCAGGAGAGGACCCCGGAUACUGUUACCGCCAUCGUCCCCGCUGCCCCUGUGUGUCUAAUUGUGAUAGAGUUGUGAUCACGAUAAUAAUGAAAACCCAUGUUGUCUCUCCAAGCACUUUUUCUAUACUAUAACUGUAAAGUUUUAUUACAAAAAAAGACAGAUUGAAAAUUGAGCUGCAUUUUAGGCAGCAACUAAGACGUUAAUAUGGACCAAUUUUUUUUUUCAUUUUUUGCUGUCUUUUCUUCAGAAUGGGACUAACGUUACCUAAGGCAAGUUGAGUUCCACCUUUCCUUUUCUUUUCUUUGCAUCGUGCACUGUGUCUGGGGUCCAAGCAGAGUUCUACUCAAAGUGUGCCUUACAGUUUUCUUGUUCUUUUUUCUUUUUAAAUUCCAUUCCUUGUCUGGUUAUCCGUUUUAUUUGGCUGAAGGGGUUUGUUCGGAUUCCAUGCUGUAGGUACAACUGAAUCGACUUGUUCCAAUGUUACAGUUAUUUUAGCCUUUUUAAAUGUUUUUUUUUCCUCUCGUGUUGCUUCGGCGCGUUGUCUGCCUGGCUGCUGCUCCCCACUCCCCCGUUCGCCUCGGAAAGAAGAAAUGACACGGACGGACUUCCUUCCUCAAAGGGAAAAGGGGCGCUAUGGCGGGGGCGCUGGCCACUGGGCUCUCUCGGACAGGGGAAGGCCAAACCGCACGGGUUUGCUGCUUCUGACGUGUGCGAGGCUCCGCUCGCUCCCUCAGUCUCGUGGGGGGGUGGGUGGUGAUCUGUAAACCCGGGGGUGCAGUCGUGCUCUGUCACGUUAUCACUAAUGUCAUUUGGGUGCAAUUGUUGUUUGGUGAAUGUUAUUGGUGGCGUGAUUAAAUGGCACCACCCUCCUAAUAACAGUUAUUGGUUGUUUGAAGAUGGAGUGUGUUAAUAUUCACCCCCCCUGCUUUUCAUUGAAUCUUCCACAAAGACACCUCAGCAGCUUCCCUUCUGUUCCUUUCCAGCCACCAACCGCCAGGUUAUAUACAGCAACUGAAAUGCCAAUAAGACAGCCUUGCUGUGAGCGGUAAUCUUUUACUGUUCGAUGGGACCAGAGAUCGCCAAGCUUUUGCUGCGUCAUCACAAGUUGAAACAUUCCUCAACAUAACAGGACAUGUCAUUCGCUUCCAUUCCACACUACUGUAUGUUCGCUUGAAUUCCACGAGUAAUCAAAAUGGCAAAACCGCUUGUAUAUAGUGCCUUAAAUGAAUGGCACAUGUUGAUCCAGUCUUUCAGAUGCCGUGUGUCUUUAAAGACCGUCGAUACAAGGGUCAGUUUGUGUUCUGCCGCGUGUGGAAUGUGUUUAACGUGGUCGAUCUAGAACUCCUCCAAUUCGUUGUUCAUUAACUUCUUCCUGGAUGUGUCGCUGUCCUCUUACAUUUUCCCUUGCUCCUGUCACAUUCCCGCUGUCCAUAAUCCACCAUAUGAAAAAUAUGGCAAUAAAUUGACAUUAUAGUAUUUAAUUAUUUAAAAAUCAGAUGCUGUCAUGAGGCUUUAAAUUGGCCGAAGUUUUUAGCCGUGACAAUUGAGAAUCCGGAACUGAAAAGAAGACAAUGCACGCGACCGCCUGACUGAAACCGUUUUCAGAAUGUUUUUAAAACGCUUGCUGCUUUGCAUUUUUUCCAUGGCCCGAAUGGCUCGUCGGGCUUCAGGCUCAGAGGAUUAUAAAUGUUGGAUGCUCUUCACCCUGCUCACUUUAAAUGGUCUUUGUGCUGGAAUACAAACUUUGAUUCUGGGUCCUCUGUCUUUGUGGAAAGUGUGUGAGACUGUUGUAAAAAUGUGUUGAAUGUCUGUGUUUUAGUUGGCCAAAGCAUUUGGUAUGGUGCACACGGCAUACCGAUGUUACCAGAACAUUCUGAGCGCCUGUGCUUAACGGACCCGUGAGAUGUCGUGUGCGUGGCAUGAGGUUCCGUACCUGCAGAGGACACCUUGUUGAGGCAGAAGUGGAUUAGCAUCAAGACCGCCUCAUGUGCCGUGCAGGCAGAGAUUCUUUUUAAUAUGUAUUUUAGUUGAUUUUCAUUUUUAUCUAUGGUUACAAAUGGCAUACAGAUGUUUUGCAUGUGGUCUAGAAUGCUCUCUCUCUCUGGUGUACUUCUCAGUUUCUCUCCUGGAAUUUGAUACAGUUGUAUGAAAAGAAUGAGUGUUUUGACAGUAAAGUAUGAGCUCGUUUGACAGUAAAGUAGCAAGUAGAUUAACUGAUUUAUGUAUUUUCCUUUUCUGUUUAUGUAUGCUAUUCAUCUUUGACAGAUUGUUUUUUUUUUUUUUUUGUUUUUUUUUGUUGUUCUGGUGAGGACGAGCAAGAAUAAAGUUUCAGUGCCAGUGUC
Anguilla anguilla (European eel) is the source of this 9309-nucleotide messenger RNA. It is a transcript of the gene myo9bl, whose product is annotated as unconventional myosin-IXb. Gene Ontology annotation, biological process: intracellular signal transduction. Gene Ontology annotation, cellular component: myosin complex. The transcript is spliced from 42 exons. The record is from RefSeq and is a predicted model, not a curated record. Gene Ontology annotation, molecular function: ATP binding; protein binding; GTPase activator activity. NCBI's taxonomy places the organism in Eukaryota, Metazoa, Chordata, Actinopteri, Anguilliformes, Anguillidae. Bases 405 to 6941 code for a protein of 2178 amino acids.